AUGGCCGUCGAAGACCGUGGGCCCCAGUUGAUGGUGGUCUGCAUCACGCUGUUGACGAUUGCCAUUAUUUCCAUGUUCUUGAGAAUCAUCACUAGACUGUUCAUUGUCAAGGGGCUCGGUAGAGAUGAUUAUUUGAUGGCUUGUGCUUCUAUUUCAUUCAUUCUUUUCGUCACUUGUGCCAUUACCGGCGUUCACUAUGGAACUGGAAGGCAUCACAGCGACCUUUCAGACGACGAUUUCGAAACAGCAAUGAAGUACUGGUGGCUCUGCUACAUUUGGUACUGCGUUUCCAUGAUUACCUCCAAGCUCUCUAUCGGUGUUUUCCUACUUCGCAUCACGGUUCAACGCAUUCACCACUACAUUCUUUACUUGGCCAUGUUCUGCUCGGUUCUCACCGGCCUCGUCUUUUUCUUUGUUACUCUGUUCCAGUGCCACCCCAUCACCUACUUCUGGGCCAAGGUUGGAAAGGAGGGAAGCUGUGUCGACGCGGGCAUCAUCGUCGCCCUGACGUACCUGUACAGCGUAGUCAGCAUGAUUGCCGACUUCACGUUUGCUCUCCUGCCGCUUCACAUGAUUCGCAGCCUACAAAUGAGCCAGAGGACAAAGUAUGCCCUCAUUCCAGUUUUGGGAAUGGGUUGCGUGGCUAGCAUCGCCGUCGUCGUUCGCUUUGCCUAUAUCGAGAAUUUCAAGGACCCCGACUUUCUCUGGGCAACCGUGGACAUUGCCAUUUGGUCUACCAUUGAACAGGGUCUUGCCAUCACAGCCGGUAGUCUUGCCUCUCUGCAACCCCUCGCCAAUACCCUGGGCCAAAAGAUGGGUAUCUGGGAUACGCAUGGCCGCACGGGUCGCAGCGCCAGCAACAUGCACGCCCGCACCUUUGGCAGCAACCAGCUAUCGCGCAAGAAGAACAGCCGGUCGGCCAAGGACUCGUACGGCAUGACAACGUUCGACAUUGACGACGCCGAGGAAGGGUCCGUCUACUCCCAGGGCCGUGACAGCGGCAACAAGGCCGUGCCAGGCAACAACCAGAUCGUCCUCACGCGCGAGGUCGACAUCACCACCAACUCCAAUACCGAGGCCGACAGCAACAACGCAAAGUCAUCGAAGCGUACCAGCCGCCUGUGGCCGGUGUCGGAACGCAAGUCCAACGAGAGCCAGGAGGAGCUCACGGGCAAGUCGCCGAAGGAUACAUAUAUCGAGGAGCUGGUGGUGCCGCGAAGCUUCCUCGCGGACGGGAAGUCAUCGCAAAAGUUUUGA
Messenger RNA from Neoarthrinium moseri, 1257 nucleotides. RefSeq lists its product as uncharacterized. The coding region runs from base 1 to 1257 and encodes 418 amino acids. The transcript is spliced from 4 exons. NCBI's taxonomy places the organism in Eukaryota, Fungi, Ascomycota, Sordariomycetes, Amphisphaeriales, Apiosporaceae. The record is from RefSeq and is a predicted model, not a curated record.